Molecule: messenger RNA, 8062 nt
Organism: Osmia bicornis bicornis
Lineage: Eukaryota; Metazoa; Arthropoda; Insecta; Hymenoptera; Megachilidae
Product: protein pangolin, isoforms A/H/I/S
Exons: 10
Coding region: 74-3457 (1127 amino acids)
Biological process (GO): regulation of transcription by RNA polymerase II; canonical Wnt signaling pathway
Cellular component (GO): beta-catenin-TCF complex
Molecular function (GO): RNA polymerase II cis-regulatory region sequence-specific DNA binding; DNA-binding transcription factor activity, RNA polymerase II-specific
Source: RefSeq, a predicted model, not a curated record
UCCGUGGGAUUCGCAGCCUCUGGCUAACCAGAAGAUUUCUCGAUCGCGGAAACGCGACCGUCGACGCUGGACGAUGUCGCCUCGUGGCAGCAAGUGCACGCGCCUGAACAAAGCGGCUGCGAAAGGUCGACCUGUGCGCCAUCAUCAUCAGCGACCGACCUCGAACCAGGCCACGCGCGUCGACGACGACGAGGAGACGACGGUCAUCGACGAGAACAACACCUUCGCAUCGGAGACAACUGGCAGAACCACGGCCACGGCUACCACGACCACGACAACGACGACGAACAACACCAAGACCAGGACGAGUAAGUCUGCGGUGGCAGCGUGCGAGGGUCGAUCGUCGUGGGCGACGCGCAUGCGCCAACCCCUGGAGAGUAGCCUCGAGCCCCGUGAAAACAGCACCCUGAUGCAACCAUGGCCGACCAGACAACGCUGCCACUAUCAACUCGUCGAGGAUCGCCCCGACGAUACUAACCACCACGGAGAUGCUGCGGUCUCAUCCACGUCGUCGUUGUCCUCACCCGCGUUCUCCUCCUCCACCGACGCGUUGUCUCGUCGAUCGACGUCCCCUCCGUCGACCACCUCGUCGCCGGUACGUUCCAGCUCACCCAACUCGAUCGUCUCUCAGGAGAAGUUUACGAAGGUGAACGAACAGGUGGAGGAGAAACGAACUGUGGAUUCGAGACGGUACAUCGGUGAUCAGGAUCGAAUCAGACGGCGCAAGCAGGAGAGACAGUGCUCUGUCAGAUCACGCGGGGUUAGAGAGACUGUCACUGAAAAAUCAUCCACCCCAGUGGUAACGGCAUCGUCGGCGAUAGCCUGCGCAUCCACAUCCUCGACGAUAUCCUCACCUUCGCCGUUCUCUUCUUCCGUCUCCACGACCUCGGAUCGAGUGAUCGACCAGUCGGCACAGGGCAGCGUGAAAAGUUGUCCACCUGUGUCGCAUUCGUCGGUAAUCGAAAGUUUGAGAAGUGCUCUGGAGAGUUACGAUCGCAGCAGAAUCUACCUCGCACAUGUGUCCUUCCUGGAUUGGCGGGACCUACCAGGACGACGGCGCGCCACCGUCGUCCCAGCUGGCGACGCUGAGAGGGUGUGGGUGGUGGGGGCGGCUGAUCACGAGGGACACCACAGGACGCGGUUGCUGGUAACCGGUCGCCACUGGCGACCACGUUGCUUGAGACGGGUGAACAUGUUGAGCCAACCGGUGAUAUACGCUGGUGGGGGCAGAGGAUCCUUGACAGUGGACCUCUUUCUUUGGUGGUUCCAUCGAGAGUUCGCCGUGACGGCAAUGGCCAUGCAUCCCGAUGGUGCCGUGUUAGUCGCCGAGAGUGCGGACUACCUGCCACCAGAAGCUGACUGUAUCGCUGCCGACGGUUUGGUCAGACUAUUCGUGGUUCCGAAAGAUUGCCUGGAGAUGAGGAUCGUCGUUAGGGAACUUAGAGUUAGACUAGCCAUCGGGCUGCUUUCCCGAGCUUCCUGCAGCGUUUAUCGUACAUUCUCUAACACGUCGAAAGACGUCGAUCCCUUAACUGCUUACCUGAGAAAUUUUACUCUGAAAGAGGCGUUCGCCGAUUUGCAUCGCGCCUGGUUGAGCAUCAGAUCGGAGACGUUCGCUCGCAGUUGGACGUUGCCGCGCGAUCGCGAAGACGCGUCUGGUAACAUCGGUCCGUCCUUGUCCUCGCGGAUUCACGCGUCACCCGACGAGGAGGAGGACAGAAUCCUGCUGAUCGAGUUGCAGAACGUAGCUAGGGAAGUGGGUCUGGAGGUCAACGACGACGAGCUGAGCAAGUGGAUCCUCGACGAGGAAAGCGAUCUGGCGCGAUGCGUCAGGAAGUUGGAACUCGAAGAGGAUCAUUGCCGCGUGAAGAUCGAGGCGGAUGAGAAGUGGGCCGAUUACGACGGUGGGGAACAGCAACAGGAGGAGGAUGAAGAGGAAGAGGACAAAGAAGACGAGCCGAGCGCGGAAGAAACUGUCGGUCUGCUGUCGAGGGUGCUGACAUGGAUGGAAAGGGAGCCUCUCGAUCCGGGACUAUUACUCGCCGUCAGAUCGAUGCGCGAUACUGCCGCACUCAUGGCGAGCAAGAUGGGCCUGGCGGGGACGCAUCCGAGCGGGUUGCCUUUCUUCUGCCCCAAUGGGGACCACCUGACCCAACCACCGCCUGCUCAUAUGGGAAUUCCACCUUACGGAACGUUGGACGCAGGCAAAGCUGCUGCAGCGGCUGGUCUGACGAGAGCACCGAUGUAUCCCUUCUCCACGGGUCAAUAUCCGUACCCCAUGCUUAGCCCGGAAAUGACGCAAGUCGCUGCUUCCUGGCAUACACCAAGCAUGUACCCCAUUUCACCGGCAAGCACUGGUUUUCGAAGUCCGUAUCCCACGAGUUUGCCCAUCACAAGUUCUAGUUUACCAAGUGAUCUGUACCGGUUUUCGCCGACUGGUCUGAUGCCUCCGCAUCCUGGACUGAGUCCGCACGCACACGCGUUGGCGUCCCACGCGUUGGUCUCCUCGGCGCCGAAAACGGAUCAUUCCACCUUGGAUCACAAUCACAGGUCAUCGGUAGAACAGAAGAACUCGACGUCGUUACCCACGGACAACUCGAAAGCACAGGACACGGGUCAGCAGAAUAAUCAAGAUAAAAAGAAACCCCAUAUAAAAAAGCCUUUGAACGCAUUUAUGCUGUACAUGAAGGAGAUGAGGGCGAAAGUCGUGGCGGAGUGUACCUUAAAAGAGAGCGCUGCCAUCAACCAAAUAUUGGGAAGACGAUGGCACUCGCUAAGCCGGGAGGAGCAGGCGCGGUAUUAUGAGGCGGCCAGGCAGGAGCGCCAUCUCCAUCAGCAACGAUACCCCGGCUGGAGUGCCAGGGAUAACUACGGAUACGGCAGCAAGAAGAAGAAGAGGAAGAAAGAACGGUCCGCAGAUCCCACCGGAGGUAACAACAUGAAGAAAUGUCGCGCCAGGUACGGAUUAGACCAGCAAAGCCAAUGGUGCAAGCCAUGCAGACGUAAGAAGAAAUGUAUCAGAUACAUGGGGGAGGGAGGAGACGGCGACGGCGAAGCGGACGGCGAAGGCGAGGACGAUCAUUCGGAGGACAACCUUGGCAGCGUGGGGGAGGCAGGCACUCCCGAGGAGGACGAGUCGCUGAGCAGUCCCGGGGGUUUGUCCGCGUUGUCUAGUCUGGCUAGUCCAUCGCUGGUCUUACCGUCGCCCUCGAGCCUGGCCAGCCCGUGUCCUUGCCCUUUGACACCCCCGGUGCCGCCUCCGCCCCUAUCGAACCCGACCAGUCAGCCGCACAAUCAGCCUGUACAACCGCCGCCGCCCCAUCGUAACCCGGUCGGCACGAAUCCCCACGACAUCAACAAUCCCCUUAGCGUGAACCAACUGACCGGACAGUGUAUAAAGAGUGAAGUGGUCUCGGCGCCGUCGGGCACCACCAAUCCGGCGAUCAGUGUUACGUAGCCCCGGCCGGACCCACGUGACAAGACUGUUGCUACGCGCCGUGUCAUCAACAGGGUCCAUGUACGUGUACAGACGGCAAGCUGGACGAUAAUAGGGGUCAAUGUCGUCACCUGGUCCAGGGCGACGACGACGACGACGACGACGAGGACGAAGGAGGAGGCGGCGGAUGAUAGCUGGCUCCUCUUCAUUCGGAUCGUCGUUAGGACAGAUCUGAAAUCGGGGAUUUGUUGGCCAAUCGCGUCAGUCGUGUGAAGACUAUACAAGGAGAUCCGGGUAAUCAAGUUGGAGCCCAGGGUCCAGGAAAAUGAUGGAGUGUGAAAUCGACUCGGAUCCAGGACGCAAGGGUACGAGGAAGAGAUCCUCGGGAUAAUCGUGUCCAGUCUCUCGCCGCGUUCGUUCGUCGGGACAGACCCAGUGUCCAAAGUCUUUAACAGCGAUAGGCAGAGGAGUCUGGGUAUAUAAGGACGUUCACGCGUGUUUACGAUCGAACGAACAGACGGACAAGCGAAGAAAAGUAAAGGCAAAAGAAACAUAUGAACAUACGAUGCAGAAAUACUCAGGACCAAGUGUCUGGCUGUAGUCACCCACUCGAGAGAGAGAGAGAGAGAGAGAGAAAGAUUGUCAGUUCGCAUGCUAGAUAGACGGAAUGAGAGGAAGAGUGUGCCUGCGUGAGAGAUGUUGAAAGAGAAUACAAAAAGAGAGAGAAACUAUAUGAUACGCAUAACUGGCUGACGAUGAAGGUGCGCGUGACACAGCUUGUAGUCCUUGUUACGUUGUGAUGCCAAUGACUGAGAGGUCAUGUUCCUGUGCCAGGUACUAUAUUCUAUAAAGUAAUUAUACCGCAGACGUAUAAACUAAAGGUAAAACGAGCAAGCAAGAGAGAGAGAGAAAGAAUGAAAGAUAGAAUGAAAGAGCAAUGCCGAGAGAGAAAGAAUGAUGUGUCCAAGCGAGAACGAGACAUUUCGUCGUCAUUCAUUUGAUUCGACCUCACGAUGUCGGAAUACCUAUUCUCCUGUAUGUAAUUUGUUAUUUUUUUAAAAGUCUAUAACACUGUGCGAUUGAUUAGCAUGUAAGAUCUCUUCAUUUUAUUUCGUUUCACGACGCGACAAUCCGUGUCGCUGUUUCAAACCCGCCCUUCAACGAAAAUCCACCUGCGUACCCGCUUUUAUCUGACCUUCGUCGUUAUACCUUUCCUCUGAUUCGUAUUCAGAGUUACCUUUUCGAUUAUAUAGAUUGUACGGCGUAACGCGAUCGCCAGGUGAAACGUUUAUCGAAUUGUUUCUUUACAUGGAUCUCCAUUGCAUAAUUAAAAAAAAAAAAAAAAAACAGCUGUCUUGGGCGAAAUCUCAGGAAUCCGUGCGGACUCGAUGAUCAGACGUGGCUCGUUCAUGAACGAUGAACCCUAAUCCUAAGUUUUACAACCCCGUCAGGAUCGAAAUCGAGAGGAGAUCGAGGAAUCUGGAGGCGAUCGAGAACGAACAUGCGCACCGUUCGCGCUUUCGGGCCAUCGAAGACAAUAACCAUAACACGGCGAGGAAGAAAUUGUUGUGGCAUCGAAUCGCGCGGUUCAGAGCUUCCAUUAAAACGUACAAGGUUAAUCGUGUUCGAUCGAAAGUCGCUGUUCCUCUGUGUUCUCUCGUCAAUUGUUCACAUGACGUCGACAAAGCAGGAGAGAAGGCAUGUAUUAUUUAGAGAACGUCGUCUACGCGAGCGACAAUCGCUUCUUCGCGCGUUUUAUUUCUUCUUUGAACCCUCGAGCUGUGACUCUCUUAAUUCUUUAGCAUUUCGAUUCGUUUCACGUUUUUUAAAAGAAACAUUUCUUGUAUUUCGGCGUAAUAAUCGAAGAAGAAACGCGCGAUAGAACGCGAUCAGUUUAAUCAUUUUAUUUAAUUGGAACUUGAAAAUUUACCGGUUCCUGUUUGCGAUGAAAAAGAUUGUGAUAGACGAACGAGAAAGAUAAAAACGUUUAGAAAAUUGUUAUCGAUCUUGACUGAACGACAAAGCGUAUACGAGUUUCCCCUGCUUGUUUCCGUCUCGUUUGUAAGUUUGCGUUUUAUCUUCUGAUCGUCGAUGUGCGAACCCUUUAAGCGGCAAUAUAAUUGUUCUUGUAUAGCGGCGACUGGUUGAAAGAAAGAACGCGUAGAAUGAUGUUUGUCGAUCGUGCGCUCGUUUUCAUAAUUUUCUUUCGUUUCCUUUUUUAAUUCUUGUUACCGUGGAAUAUACGUGCGAACGAACUCGAUAAUUCCACGUCCAUUGCAAUGAUCGUUUUAUUUUUUAUUUUUUUCUCUUCAGUUUCCUUUUAUACGAUUGUUAAGAAUCGAGCGACGGUUAUGUGCAAUUUCGCACAAGUGUUUCUUUUUUUUUUUCUUUAAAUUUUAUUCGAAUUUUUGAAUAGUAAAUCGAACGAGUUAGAAGUGAUAGAUAUUUUGCGCGAAGCCUGUUACCACGAUUAUUUUCUUUCAUUUUUUAUUAUGGAUUAAAAAUUCUAUUGCUCGAAAUCCUCGAGUGCGAUCCAAUUAUCCCUGAUCGAUCGAUACAUAGGAAAAAGAUAACGUAAGAGAAGAGAAAGAACGAGCUGUACACGCGACGAUUGUUGUUUUCUCGUGCGUUUUCAUUAAAACGGAGCAGCUUGUGUACAUAGGAUAGAGAUACGUUUUUAAGGUGUAUUUUGUUGCGUCGAAUGGGAAAGUGCAAUGGAGGACUUUGACGAAGAAUAAGAAGAUGGAAGAAGAAGAAGAUCAGCAGAGAAAUAGAAGGAAAAAGAGAGUUUGCGUUAUGCCGCCAUGUGGAAGUCACGCGAGCGAAAGAGUGAAUGAGAACGAAUGAGAGAGUUUCUGUCUUUUCUUCCUGUUCUCUUCGUUUCUUUUCUUAUCAUUAUUUUUUUAAUCUUUCUUCUCCGAUUCUACGAUUCACCCCCUCGACUGAAGCAAUCACCGAUGUCUCUGUAUAGCGAGAGGAGCGUAAAAUAAAACUGUAAUACGCGUCGUGUAUCGAACAGUAAACUUGAACGUGCCAUAACGACAUCAUGCCAAUAUUAUCAAUAACCCAUAUUUUUUACACUGCGAUCCGUUUCGAACAUCGUUCUGUCAGUCGUAUCCGAGGCUUUGCGUUCAACCACGCGUCUCUUGCUUCUUUUGCCGCGUUUUUACCUCAACCACCGGUUAUUCUCUCCCUUCGUUGCCUCCUUCUCCUCCGUCGACCCAUCUUUGCACGCGAUCCACGCUCUAUCAUCAAUAAUAUUUGCAGAAUUUUAUUUUUCACGUACCUAUGCUUGUCAAUUUAUUUGAAACAUUGAACGCGAAUUAAUCAAUGAUCCGUAAGGAUCUAUGACUUAAAGUAUACGACAAUCGAUCAGCGAUCAAUUUGCGAUUUCGUGGGUUCAAGUAAAUCUUAAACAGACACUUUUUCAAUAAUUUGUGCUAAAAACUAGAUAUUUUUAAAAUUGAAAAAUUAUCCUUCUAUUUUCAUAGAAUUACCUUCUCAAAUAAUAGUACUCGAAAAAAAUUUGGAUACCUCGGUGAAGAUCGAGGUUCGAUCGUGAAGAAGGAGGCAACAAAUGAUCCAAGUACGGGCAAGGACGACCAGCGGUUCACGGAACGAGCGCAAGGGUAUGAAAGAAAGAGAAAAAGGAAAGAAGGACUACAGAUCGUACUGACAGACGUUAGCCACAAAGAAAAGACUCGUAAAACCGUGCGAUGUAUUAUUCCGAGUGUGUCGCGUAUGUGUCUGCGUGUGUGUAAUUGCGAAUGUUGCGUGUUCGUGAGACGAUGACUGUUGUACGAGUCGGGUUGCGGGGGCAGAGAUCGCAGGGGAUGAUGCUCGGAACACAAGAAGCAUUUAUGUAUAUGAACGCGUUUCCUCGAAGGAUCAACCGAGCUGACAGAAAAUAUCCUCGACCAGGCUGAAAUCCUUCCAGCGAUGUUCAACGAGACUCUACCGCGAAUACGAUUCAGUCAAAGAUCAAUCGUAUUCGCGGUAGAGAUGAUUUCUUGGUAGGGGAUGAAUUAUUUAGGAAAUUGUACCGAGAGUUAUCCUAAGGUUGAACUCUGCUCGUGGAACUUGGCGUGUUAGUUCACUUUUCAAGGAACGAGACGACGUCGGGAGGGUCCGUCCGUGGAGGACCCACCAGUGGUCAGGGGACUAGGAAGCUGUUCUCACGUUGCAUUUUUUUAGGGGGAAAAAAAAAGGAUUCGCGACGAAAGGAAGUUGUACGUGAUGGGACAGCUUCCGGAACCCGCUUAAGACGGCCUAGCAGACCGCGUGUGACGUCGCGAAUAUCGGUCGGGAACGACUGUUGGCUGAUUAUACGAUAACGAUUUCACGAGAUAACGAAGUUGGCUCCGUCGCGGUUGGGCUCGUCUCGCUUCAAGGAGUGCUUGUAACAUAUUGUAAAGUAUCACCGACAGUUCUCAGCUGCGUUGUACAGUGUUUUCUAAGUAUCUAGUUUAUAUAGCGUGUAAUUGAGGACACACAUUGUAUUUACACUAAAUAAGUGAUCUGUAUCAAAUUCAUUCUCGUAUAGCCUGUACUCCUACUCAUGUAGAUGCUAAAAGUGAUUUGUGUCAUAAAGAAACCUAUAAAUAAAAUUAGCAAUUUGAGAAUGUU